GACAUCAACAACAACAUCAUAUCUACAUUUGCCCCCUUCAUUUCAAUGAAUUAUAUACAUAUCAUAUAAUCUACCUCUCGAGAAAUUUCUAAACAUUCUCUCUUUACAAAGUAUAAGGUUAAGAACCACUUCCAUUUCACAUCUUCGCAUCUCGAAUCAAUACAUCCCACGUUUCUAUUCUCACACUCUGAAAAGGUCCCCAGACCUCGUAUUCAGGACUCGCCAACACCAUGUACGAUUCUACCAUCACAUUUACCUUUGAUACCAUUUGUCCAUGGACCUAUCUAGCCAAGAAGAGAUUGGAUGAAGCACUCCGUAUCGUCCGUUCAACAGAUGCAGCUUCGAAAGUUAACUUCACCAUCAAGUUUUCACCAUACCAACUAUAUCCCGGAGCCAGCAGAGAAGGCGAAGAUAAAUAUGAUUGGUAUCGCAAGUCCCGCUACGGAGAUUCUGAGGACAAAAUGGAAAUGUAUAUCAAGUUGAUGACUGCAUAUGGAAAAUCCGCAGGUAUAGAUUACAAGUUCGGCGGUACAGUUGCCAAUACCCUCGAUGCUCAUCGAGUCGUUCAACACUUCCAACAAGAAGAUGUGAAAGGCGGUGGUCCGGAAACAGCGGAUAAGAUCGUCAUGGCAUUGUAUCGGAUGUAUUUCCAAGAGGAGAAACAUCCUAGUAGUGAGGAAACAUUACUUGCCGCUUGUAAGGAAGCGGGGGUGGGUGAAGGAGAAGCAAAGAAGAUCAUUGAGGAUGAAUAUGAGGGAUUGAUGGAUGUGAAGAAUCUGAUUAGAGAGGCGGAGGGAAAUGGUGUGGAUAGUGUGCCAGUUGUUAGUGUUGAGGGUAAGAGGAGGGAUAUAACCUUAACUGGGGCACAGGAAGUGCAUGAAUAUGUGAAGACGUUGGAGCAGAUUGUUAAGGAAAGCGAUUGAAUAGUUGAUGGAGGUGUGCUUUUGAAAAAAGUUGUGUGAUUUAUCCUUCUUAGCUAUGAAGCAAUUUAUCUAGAACACAGGAGAGAUGGGUGUACUACGUGUA
Botrytis cinerea B05.10 is the source of this 1026-nucleotide messenger RNA. RefSeq lists its product as hypothetical. Lineage: Eukaryota; Fungi; Ascomycota; Leotiomycetes; Helotiales; Sclerotiniaceae. The transcript has 4 exons. Gene Ontology annotation, molecular function: oxidoreductase activity. The record is from RefSeq and is a predicted model, not a curated record. Bases 231 to 923 code for a protein of 230 amino acids.